This is a messenger RNA of Notechis scutatus (mainland tiger snake), 355 nucleotides long. The record is from RefSeq and is a predicted model, not a curated record. Lineage: Eukaryota; Metazoa; Chordata; Lepidosauria; Squamata; Elapidae.
CCCUUGUUUCUCGUAUCACACCAUGUCCAGAAAUGCGGGCAAGCUGUGACUGAGUAUCCCAAGGGGAGGAAAGAUUCAUUCAGACCUUCUCAAGAGCUGCUCUUCAGGGAGAACUUCCAGGAAGGUCAAAGUCAAGAUGCUACGCAAGAGAGUAGAAAGCUGUCCUUGGAGUUUUUAGAAUCACCUCUUAGUGCUGGAGCUGAAGGGUUAGCUGAACUGCUAGUUCAGGAUGUUGUGUGUUUUGAGGAAGUGGCGGUGUAUUUCUCCGAGGAGGAGUGGUCUCAACUGGAUGCUGACCAAAAAGAGCUCUAUACAGCAGUCAUGCUGGAGAAUUCCAGGAAUCUCCUUUCUCUGG